CCGGCUCCGAGUGGUACGCGCCCCCCGGUGCAGACACGGAACUGGCGCGCGCUCGCAGCGGCGCUGGCGCCGGCGAGCUUCCGACGCUCAGCUGCUGGGGUCCGUCUGGCUGGGCCUGGCCGGUUCCCCAAGGCUCGGGAGAUAACAUCAGAAUUUCUCCUGGGAACACUGACUCCUUGUGUGGUGCCUUGAAGUUUCUCUGAAAUGAACUGAUGAAUUGGAACCAUGGUGCAAAAGAAGAAGCUCUGUCCUCGGUUACUUGAUUAUCUGGUGAUCGUAGGGGCCAGGCACCCAAGCAGUGAUAGUGUGGCCCAGACUCCUGAAUUACUGCGGCGAUACCCACUGGAGGACCAUGCCGAGUUCCCCCUGCCCCCAGACGUAGUGUUCUUCUGCCAGCCCGAGGGCUGUCUGAGUGUGCGGCAGCGGCGCAUGAGCUUGCGGGAUGACACGUCUUUUGUCUUCACCCUCACUGACAAGGACACUGGAGUCACCCGUUAUGGCAUCUGUGUUAACUUCUACCGCUCCUUCCAGAAGCGUAUGCCUAAGGAAAAGGGGGAAGGUGGGGCAGGGUCCCGUGGGAAGGAAGGACCCCGUGCCACCUGUGCCUCAGAAGAGGUUGGCACUGAGACCUCAGAGAGUGGCUCAUCCCUGCAGCCCCCCAAUGCUGACGCCGCCCCCGAUGUCAGUCAGUCUCCUCGGGGCAAACCCCGGGCUAAGGCAGGGGGCCGUUCCCGCAAUAGUACUCUGACAUCCCUGUGUGUGCUCAGCCACUAUCCCUUCUUCUCCACCUUCCGAGAAUGUCUGUACACCCUCAAACGUCUGGUGGACUGCUGCAGUGAGCGGCUGCUGGGCAAGAAACUGGGCAUCCCUCGAGGCAUACAAAGGGACACUAUGUGGCGCAUCUUUACCGGAUCGUUGCUAGUGGAGGAGAAGUCAAGUGCCCUUCUGCAUGACCUUCGAGAAAUUGAGGCCUGGAUCUAUCGAUUGCUGCGCUCCCCAGUACCCGUCUCUGGGCAGAAGCGAGUAGACAUUGAGGUCCUACCCCAGGAGCUCCAACAAGCUCUGACCUUUGCUCUUCCAGACCCUUCUCGAUUCACCCUAGUGGAUUUCCCACUGCACCUUCCCUUGGAACUUCUGGGUGUGGAUGCCUGUCUUCAGGUGCUAACCUGCAUCCUGUUAGAGCACAAGGUGGUGCUACAGUCCCGAGACUACAAUGCCCUCUCCAUGUCUGUGAUGGCAUUUGUGGCGAUGAUCUACCCACUGGAGUAUAUGUUUCCUGUAAUCCCACUGCUGCCCACCUGCAUGGCAUCAGCAGAACAGCUGCUGUUGGCUCCAACUCCGUACAUCAUUGGGGUCCCUGCUAGCUUCUUCCUCUACAAACUGGACUUCCGAAUGCCCGAUGAUGCCUGGCUGGUGGAUCUGGACAGCAAUAGAGUGAUUGCUCCCACCAAUGCAGAAGUGCUCCCAACCCUGCCAGAACCGGAAUCCUUAGAGCUGAAAAAGCAUUUGAAGCAGGCCCUUGCCAGCAUGAGUCUCAACACCCAGCCCAUCCUCAAUCUGGAGAAAUUCCAUGAAGGCCAGGAGAUCCCCCUUCUCUUGGGAAGACCUUCUAACGACCUGCAGUCCACACCUUCCACUGAAUUCAACCCACUCAUCUAUGGCAAUGAUGUGGAUUCUGUGGAUGUUGCAACCAGAGUGGCCAUGGUCCGUUUCUUCAACUCCCCCAACGUGCUGCAGGGCUUUCAGAUGCACACACGUACCCUGCGUCUCUUCCCUCGGCCUGUGGUAGCUUUUCAAGCUGGCUCCUUUCUAGCCUCACGUCCCCGGCAGACUCCUUUUGCUGAGAAGCUGGCCAGGACUCAGGCUGUGGAGUACUUUGGAGAAUGGAUCCUUAACCCCACCAACUAUGCCUUCCAGCGAAUUCACAACAACAUGUUUGAUCCAGCCCUGAUUGGUGACAAGCCAAAGUGGUAUGCUCAUCAGCUGCAGCCUAUCCAUUAUCGAGUCUACGAUAGCAAUUCCCAGCUGGCUGAGGCACUGAGUGUGCCCCCAGAGCACGACUCUGACUCGGACCCCACUGAUGACAGUGGCAGUGACAGUAUGGAUUAUGAUGACUCAAGCUCUUCUUACUCCUCUCUUGGCGACUUUGUCAGUGAAAUGAUGAAAUGUGGCAUCGAUGGUGACACCCCCAGUGUGGAUCCACUGACACACGCAGCCCUGGGGGAUGCCAGUGAGGUGGAGAUUGAUGAGCUGCAGAGCCAGAAGGAAUCAGAGGAGCCGGGCCCAGACAGCGAACACCCUCAGGAGAGCCCGCCUCUGCGCUCCAGCUCCAGUACCACCACUGGCAGUAGCCCCAGCAUGGUCAUCCAUGGAGCUACUUCUGAACCUGCCGACUCAACAGGGGUGGACGAUAAGGCAGCAGGAGGUGUCUCCAAGCCCCUCCCUCCCGUGCCUCCCAGCACUGGCAAAUCGAACGCAGACAGGCGCCAGACAGAAAUUGGAGAGGGGUCAGUGCGCCGGCGAACCUAUGACAAUCCAUACUUCGAGCCCCAGUAUGGCCUUCCCCCUGAGGAAGAUGAUGAUGAACAGGGGGAAAGUUACACUCCCCGAUUCAGCCAACAUGUCAAUGGCAGUCGGGCUCAAAAGCUGCUGCGGCCCAACAGCUUGAAACUGGCAAGCGACUCAGACGCAGAGUCAGACUCUCGAGCGAGCUCACCCACCUCCACCGUCUCCAACAACAGCACCGAGGGCUUCGGGGGCAUCAUGUCUUUUGCCAGCAGCCUAUAUCGGAACCACAGUACAAGCUUCAGUCUUUCAAACCUCACACUGCCCACCAAAAGUGCCCGAGAGAAGACCACACCCUUCCCCAGUCUGAAAGUAUUUGGGCUAAAUACUCUAAUGGAGAUUGUUACUGAAGCCGGCCCCGGGAGUGGUGAAGGAAACAGGAGGGCCUUAGUGGACCAGAAGUCGUCUGUUAUUAAACACAGCCCAACAGUGAAAAGAGAGCCUCCAUCACCUCAGGGUCGAUCCAGCAAUUCUAGUGAGAACCAGCAGUUCCUGAAGGAGGUGGUCCACAGCGUGCUGGAUGGCCAGGGCGUUGGCUGGCUCAACAUGAAGAAGGUGCGUCGGCUACUGGAGAGUGAGCAACUGCGAGUCUUUGUCCUGAGCAAGCUGAACCGCACAGUGCAGUCAGAGGAUGAUGCCCGGCAGGAUGCCAUCCCCGACGUGGAGAUCAGUCGAAAGGUGUACAAGGGAAUGUUAGACCUGCUCAAGUGCACGGUACUCAGCCUGGAGCAGUCCUAUGCCCACGCAGGUCUGGGUGGCAUGGCCAGCAUCUUUGGGCUUCUGGAGAUUGCCCAGACCCACUACUAUAGUAAAGAACCAGACAAGCGGAAGAGAAGUCCAACAGAGAGUGUAAAUACCCCAGUUGGCAAGGAUCCUGGCCUGGCUGGGCGGGGGGACCCAAAGGCUACGGCACAGCUGAGAGUUCCGCAGCUGGGACCUCGGGCGCCAAGUGCUGCAGGAAAGGGUCCUAAAGAACUGGACACCAGAAGUUUAAAGGAAGAGAACUUUGUAGCAUCUGUUGGGCCUGAAGUAAUCAAACCCGUCUUUGACCUCCGUGAGACAGACGAGAAAAAGUCCCAGAUCAGUGCGGACAGUGGCGUGAGCCUGACAUCUGGUUCCCAGAGGACUGAUCCAGACUCUGUCAUUGGUGUGAGUCCAGCUGUUAUGAUCCGAAGCUCAAGUCAGGACUCUGAAGUUAGCACCGUGGUGAGUAAUAGCUCUGGAGAGACCCUUGGAGCAGACAGUGACCUGAGCAGCAAUGCAGGUGAUGGGCCAGGCGGUGAGGGCAGCGCCCACUUGGCAAGCUCUCGGGGCACCUUGUCCGAUAGUGAGAUUGAGACCAACUCUGCUACCAGCACCAUCUUUGGGAAAGCCCAUAACUUGAAGCCAAGUGUCAAGGAGAAGCUGGUGGGCAGCCCAGUUCGCUCAUCUGAAGAUGUAAGCCAGCGAGUCUAUCUCUACGAGGGACUCUUAGGAAGGGACAAAGGAUCGAUGUGGGACCAGUUAGAGGAUGCGGCUAUGGAGACCUUUUCUAUAAGCAAAGAACGUUCUACGUUAUGGGACCAAAUGCAGUUCUGGGAAGAUGCAUUCCUAGAUGCUGUGAUGUUGGAGAGAGAAGGAAUGGGUAUGGACCAGGGUCCCCAGGAAAUGAUCGACAGGUACCUGUCCCUGGGAGAACAUGACCGGAAGCGCCUGGAAGAUGAUGAAGAUCGUUUGCUGGCCACGCUUUUGCAUAACCUCAUCUCCUACAUGCUACUGAUGAAGGUAAAUAAGAAUGACAUCCGGAAGAAGGUGAGGCGCCUGAUGGGAAAGUCCCAUAUUGGGCUUGUGUACAGCCAGCAAAUCAAUGAAGUGCUUGAUCAGCUGACAAACCUGAAUGGACGUGAUCUCUAUAUCCGGUCCAGCGGCAGCCGGCACAUGAAGAAGCAGACAUUUGUGGUACAUGCAGGGACAGACACAAAUGGAGAUAUCUUCUUCAUGGAGGUUUGCGACGACUGCGUGGUGCUGCGCAAUAACCUCGGGACGGUGCAUGAGCGCUGGUGGUACGAGAAGCUCAUCAACAUGACCUACUGCCCCAAGACCAAGGUGUUGUGCCUGUGGCGCAGGAACGGCUCUGAGACUCAGCUCAACAAGUUCUAUACCAAGAAGUGUCGGGAGCUGUACUACUGCGUGAAGGACAGCAUGGAGCGGGCCGCUGCCCGGCAGCAGAGCAUCAAACCCGGCCCUGAACUAGGUGGCGAGUUCCCCGUGCAGGACAUGAAGACUGGUGAGGGUGGCUUGCUGCAGGUCACCCUAGAAGGGAUCAAUCUCAAGUUCAUGCACAACCAGGUCUGGACUCACAUGGCAGUAACUCAAACCUCGGCGCUCCAGAGGAGGGACUAGAGGCAGAGAGAAGAACCACCUCUGCAGAGAGGUCAGGAGGCUUAGGAGUGAUAGGGAAGAGAAGGGAACCCGUGAUGAGCGAGGGGAAGGAAGAAGAAGGAAGAGCGAGACAGUGACUGCUAGGGAACGGGUCGCCGAAGAGAAAGUGGCCCUAGACGGGGUUAGAGGUCAGAGGCGCUCCUGCGGAGGCUCCGGGAGCAGGCGCCGCCUUCCCUUCUCGGCCAGCUGGUGGUCAGAAAGUUCUGGGGCAAGGCAGACGGGCAGUUUCCAAGCUCUGCUGUGUUCGUGUCGCCUGCUGAGCUCCUCCUAGCAGCCCGGGACUCCGUCCAGCCACCCCGGUGCCGCCCUGGUGUCCGCCUGGCCUCUGUGCGGGAGCAGGGCCGUGCGGUGGCCCGGGCAGCCUCACUCGAGAGGGCAGGGAAGCCUAAUGGGCCUCAGAGGCAGGCAGGGCAGUUGUCGCGGGAGGCUGGCGGCCAGCCUCCCUGCAUCCCCGCAGCCAGGCGCCGACGCUGACCGGUGGUGUAGUGGGUUCUCACCCUGGGGCUUUGAGUUCCUGCUGUGUUUGUGCUUCAUUCUUUUGUGCCCCUCAUCGCUGCUAUGAAAACCUUCGUUCUCCAGCAGGUAAAGUGACCUCGGCUCGUGCUGCCUCCCCCCCAGGCCCCUGCCUGGGCCCUGCCAUGGGUGGGACGGGCUCCCUUCAACCAGACCAGCUGCUCACACUGCCCUUUUCUCUGCCCGCCCCCCCCCACCUCCCCCGUGCUGGCUGACUGGUUCUGAGUUUUCUCCCCUGUGUGUUCCCUUCUCUCUUCUGCCAGAGAGAUAUUUGGGGGAAUCUUCCAACUCAGGAGAAGGACCUGGGCUUCUUGCUCUACCUAUGAUGAGUUUAUUCCCUGUUAAUCCUGGGUCCCCCCGAAUUCUACCUCCCAGGGUCAGAAGAAGGUGUGGCCAACUCUCAUCCUACCUUUUCUGGCCCCCAGGGGGACACCACACCCCUCUGCUCCCUUCUCCAGGGGCCAUCAGGAUGGCUGGGCCCCCGGGGGGCCUUCCUCCUUCCUCUGGCCAAGCAGAACCCCUGCAUGGCUGGGGCAGGGGUGACUUAGUCUUGCAUUCUGGGCUGUGGACAUGUGUGUACUUUGCCUGAUGCUCCCUGUCACCUCCCUCCCCGGGUGCUAUACUCGCCUGUCUUCUGCUCGGUGUGUCUGCUCCAGAGCCCUCUGACGCUCUCCCUCACACAGGCAGGCCUGGGCCUCUCUUGCCACUCAGGGAAGGACACUUACAAGUCUGCUGGGUUUUAGUAUCAUGCCACUUCUUCAUCCAGCCUAAGGACCCUCUGCGUAGGGGCUGGGAGUACAGGGAACCAUGCUUAACAUGAACAGAGUGUCGGGCUGGUAACAGGGAUGAGUUCUCGGGCAUCUCAGCAAGGUGAGGCACAGGCUAGAGACAACGCUCCUCACCCGACCAACAUGGGGCAACGCCCCACUGCAGCUCCUCGGGGCCCUGGACAUUAGCAGCGAGCAGGCUGGUGAAAGGCCAGCCCUCUCCUGUGCGGAGGCUCUCCCCGAAGCGGCUAGAGUCGUGGCCAUCGAGCAGGGAGCCCCAGCAGACCCCACAGGUCUGGCUGCGGAGUCUGGGGCAGUGUCCUCUCGUCCAGCAGCGGCUGGGCAGGUGCCGUCAGAGUGUAAGCUGCUGCAGCCCCUGGCACAGGCCACCGCGGGGCAGGGGACCCCGGUGCCGGGCGCUGCCGCCUGGGGGAGCCUGGCACUGUCGCUCUCAGUUUUGAACUUUCUGUUUUGUCUCUUGCCCGUCCGGUUUUAGUUCCUGAAAUUAAAGAAGUGGUGAGCCACAAGUACAAGACAC
Mirounga angustirostris (Northern elephant seal) is the source of this 6804-nucleotide messenger RNA. It is a transcript of the gene MADD, whose product is annotated as MAP kinase activating death domain. Gene Ontology annotation, biological process: regulation of Rab protein signal transduction; regulation of apoptotic process. The record is from RefSeq and is a predicted model, not a curated record. Gene Ontology annotation, cellular component: cytosol. NCBI's taxonomy places the organism in Eukaryota, Metazoa, Chordata, Mammalia, Carnivora, Phocidae. Gene Ontology annotation, molecular function: guanyl-nucleotide exchange factor activity. The transcript is spliced from 33 exons. The coding region runs from base 226 to 4947 and encodes 1573 amino acids.